AGGGAGCAGCAUCGUGUCUAUGUAGACUCGUCCGAAGAGGCAGGCGGGGAGCGCGACCGUCGGGGGCAACAGGACCUUGCGGACUUGACGGGUCUGGCAAAUGUGGCACGUCCUAACGUACCAAGUUACGUCGUCUCUCAUCGAGGGCCACCAGAAGCGCUCCCCGAUGGCUUGCAGAGUCGCGAACCUUCCGCGAUGACCGAGCGUGUUGUG
Trametes versicolor FP-101664 SS1 is the source of this 213-nucleotide messenger RNA. RefSeq lists its product as uncharacterized. The annotation marks the transcript as partial. The transcript has a single exon. The record is from RefSeq and is a predicted model, not a curated record. NCBI's taxonomy places the organism in Eukaryota, Fungi, Basidiomycota, Agaricomycetes, Polyporales, Polyporaceae.